AAGUAAAAUUGAUCACAACAAAGACUGAACAUUAUCAUGGAGACACAAUUUUAUUCCCAAACAAAUCAUCAGGUCUCUAUGUUCUAAGCUCAUCCAACUUCGAAGAAGGAUCCCCCAAACGGACAACACGUCGAAGUCAUCAAUGCCGUUUGAGUUGCCGUUCACAAGUGCGAAAAGGUUGUCCUGUAGUAGUUGCGAGGGGAAUACUCGUUUUUUAUCUGGAAAGCGAGCUCGCGGGUGUGGCAGAGGAUGGCGGUGGUACCGGCGCAGGCUCUUGUUUUGGAAUACCUGGCGAUGAUAUAAGAUACGAGCAGUACAAUUCUCCAUACCUGGGGGAGAUGCGAUUGAGGCCGGGGAUGUCAAUGUUGAAUAACACGGUGGCGGCGUGUCCGGCGUUGUUGGCGAGAUAAUGUAAGAUGAAUUUGGGGGAGGGUGGGCAGGCUUUGGCGGAGAACGACGAUGGUGGCCAUACGAGGGUGUGGGCGCCAAAAGCACACCUUCAAUCACCAGAGAAGGACGAGGGCAGCGAAGGUGAUGGACGAAUGGAGUUUGCGGGUAUUCUGGACAAGCAAAAAUAUGAACGAAUCGUCGUUGGCGCUGACAAGCGCCAGAAAGUUGUCCUGUUCGUAGUCAAGAGGUUUUUGCCGCCGAUGUUCCUACUACUCGGCCCCCAGAAGUCGGCAGUCACGCAAAUGUCACAUUUCAAAGUCAGCUCGGCAGUCAAGCAGGAGCGCAAGGAAAGUAAGAUGGUGCGCGGAGAGCUGGAUUAGCAUAGAAUUGAUGAAAAUAUGGCUGAUUAGUAAAGUGUGGAGGAUAAUAUGGAUUAAAAGAAUGUGCACUGGCAGGUGGGGUG
This is a messenger RNA of Suillus subalutaceus, 853 nucleotides long. RefSeq lists its product as uncharacterized. The record is from RefSeq and is a predicted model, not a curated record. Bases 417 to 770 code for a protein of 117 amino acids. NCBI's taxonomy places the organism in Eukaryota, Fungi, Basidiomycota, Agaricomycetes, Boletales, Suillaceae. The transcript has 6 exons.